AUGGCGGCGGGGAGGGGGGAACACGGCCUUAUCUGGGCUCAGUUAAUGCUGCCAAGUGUCCCCCAGACGGACUUGAUCAUCCUUUUCCUGUGUCCAGCCGGGCCAGCUUGUUUACCUCCAGGCCCCGCUGGCCCCAAGCCUGCCCCAGGGAGCGGGAGGGCGGGGCUGUUUUUAGAGGAAGGAGGCAGAGUCUCGACCUCGGUGAAUGAGGUGGGCUCCAAGGUACGUCUGACCUGUGCCCUGAACCACAGCGCCACAAUCAUUGAGGGCCACCGCUGGAUGCGGGGGGACAAGGUGCUCAAGGAGGACACGCUGCCUGACCCGAGGACCGAGUUUGAGGUGGACUUGGAAGACGCCGGGGGCCAAUAUGCCUGCAUCUUCCUCCCCGAGCAGGCGGGCAGGGCCAGCAUCCCCGUGAAGGGCAUCCCGAAGAUCUUUGCCGUGAAGAAGUCGGAACACGCCAACGAGGGCGAGACCAUCAUGCUGAAGUGCAAGUCUGAAUCCUUCCCGCCCGUCACCGACUGGGUCUGGUUCAGGAAGGAGGACACUGACGAAAUAGUCAUCGUGAACAAUUCCCAGAGCAAGUUCAUUGUGAAAUCCUCGGACACGUGGUCGGAGCUGCAGAUCCACAACCUGGAGAUGGAAACCGACCCUGGCACGUACGUGUGCAACGGCACCAACUCCGUGGGUACCAGCCAUGCCACUGUGACCCUGCGCGUGCGCAGCCGCCUGGCCGCCCUCUGGCCCUUCCUGGGCAUCGUGGCUGAGGUCCUCGUGCUGGUCACCAUCAUCUUCAUCUAUGAGAAGCGGCGCAAGCCCGAGGAUGUCCUGGACGAUGACGACCCGGGCUCCGCACCACUGAAGAGCAGCGGGCACCCCUUGAAUGAUAACGACAAACAAAUCCGCCAGAGGAACGCCAACUGA
Chrysochloris asiatica (Cape golden mole) is the source of this 924-nucleotide messenger RNA. RefSeq names its product basigin (Ok blood group) (gene BSG). Gene Ontology annotation, molecular function: cell adhesion molecule binding. Gene Ontology annotation, cellular component: cell-cell junction. Lineage: Eukaryota; Metazoa; Chordata; Mammalia; Afrosoricida; Chrysochloridae. Gene Ontology annotation, biological process: cell-cell adhesion. The record is from RefSeq and is a predicted model, not a curated record. The transcript has 6 exons. The coding region runs from base 1 to 924 and encodes 307 amino acids.